AUAACUGUUAAUUUUAUUAUAUCGCUCAUAACUGAAAUCUCGAAUAUUUUCUGAAUAACUUAGAAAUAAUAUUAAGCUAAAUGUUAACAUAUAACUGAGUAGAUUAAAUAUCAAAUUAAAAAUACAUAAGUACCUAUCGCAUCUGAUUUAUGUAGUUUGUUAUGUUAAAUUGUUUAAUUAAGUAUUUAAAUGUUAUUCUGAACUUUGUUACGUCUUGUUUGAAUAGUGUAAUUGGUACUACCGUUCUAUGAAUAAAUAAAUAUCUUAAACCAACUAUCUCCAAAAUUUUCAAAAUUAAUGUAAUUUAAUUUUCUAAAACAUACAGUGGAAUAUUUUUCAUUCGGAUAUUGCAUCAUGGUCACGUCGUCAACGUGGCCGCAGGUCCGAAGUGCGUUUCUGUAAAAAUGCUUGCGCGCACUGCAACAGGGCUGCCACGAGUUCCGCACGGUUCGCGACUGUGUAAUUAUGGAUGCAUCACCUAUAUUAGAAUCAUUUAGUCUAGUUUCACUGUAACAAUAUUAUUAACAAUGAUCGUUAUUAUUAGCCAUUUUAUAAUUAUAUUUGAUUAAAAUAUUUUUAUUGUAUAAGUAUCUCAAAUCAAACAUAAUAUUCAUAUGAUUUCCACUUCAAUUCCGAUAAUGAUAUUUAAAAUAUUAGUAAGUAUCUCUGAGUAUUUUUUAUAUACAUUAAUCUUGUGAUAUUUUUCUAAAUAACUUUUGAUGCACGUUGCAAUCAUUUUCAAAUACAUAAUAAUGUAUAUGUUGUCUUAUUAUGUUUUAAAUCAUAAUUAUAGCGACGAUUAAUAAAAAAUAGUACUUUGUUAUAUACAUAAGUGCCACUUGUGGUCUAAACUGAAAAAAUAUUUUUGAUUCUGAUUUUUGAUACCCUCAAGUGCUACGCGGCGGCUUUUCAAACGAAAUAUUUAUAUUAUGUGUGUUUUAAAUAUCAUAUGAAUGAAUCAUAUGAAUAAUCAUGGUGUUUCUUAACAAAACAUUUUUGUCAACCCUAACACAUUUUGCGGAUCUCUGCAAUAAUUUUCAAAUAAAUUGGAAUCGAUUCGACCCGAACUUCAUUCUGUGCUUCAUCUACUGCUUCGUGCAUCAGAAGAACCGUCAACCAACAAGGAACCGCUCCCCAGUGCUCCAGACCUAGUGCUCCAGACCUAGUGCUCCAGACCUAGUGCUCCAGACCUAGUGCUCCAAACCCAGUGCUCCAGGCCCAGCGCUCCAAGUAUUCCGAGUGAGUUUCUAUCAUCUAACAAACACAAUGUCUGACUCCGAGUACGAAUCUGCAAUUGUCGAGAGUCGCAUCUCAAAGUCAGAGAGGAGGAACCCAGCUCUUAUUAUAAGAUCUGACUCCGAAGCUGAAAACGGGACUAGACGAGAUCAGGCAAAAACAUCUAAGAAGAAGUCCAACAAUCGAGCCCCGUCAAAGUCUGAUUCAGAAGACGAUCAGCCUUCCAAGCGUAGCAAGGCUAAGACAACCAAGAGGAAGUCGACAACAUCACGAUCUUCAAAAACCGCUACGCCAAAGAGACGGAACACCAAAAAAGAAGAGGAUCUGUUCGGGCUGGUCUCUGAAGACGAGGAAGACGCAGCUCACGCAAACGCGUCUCGCCGAGCGCCGUCGAGCCAGCUGCCGAGCUCCAUCAGCAGCAAGGUCGCGGACGGGUCGGUGCUGCGGCGCGCGCAGCUGAGCGGCCGCUACUACGCCGAGCUCCACGCGGGACGCGCUCGACACCCGCCCCGAGACCCGCUACACCAAGGCGCUCGUCACUUUGAAGCUCCAGCUCGACCCGGACCAGCCCGAGUGGGACUUGCUUCAAAAGUUCCUCAGGAGAGCCAAGACGACGUACUUUGCGGAUAG
Molecule: messenger RNA, 1866 nt
Organism: Ostrinia nubilalis (European corn borer)
Lineage: Eukaryota; Metazoa; Arthropoda; Insecta; Lepidoptera; Crambidae
Exons: 5
Coding region: 1267-1866 (199 amino acids)
Source: RefSeq, a predicted model, not a curated record